AUGGUCCUCCUCCCCGGCUCCGUCGGACUUUCCUGCGGCGUCACCCAGCUCUGCCCGACCCUCUCUGGCAAUGUCGCGACCUCUCUCACCCCCUGCGUGAUCCCGUGGGGUAUCAGCUUCUCAGCCGCCGUUGCCGACGCCUUCACUUUAAGCACCACCACCGGCAGCAUCACCUUCGGCGCCGAGAUCGGCGACCCAGUUGUACUCGGCCCCCAGGGCACUGCGACCUUCUUCAGCUCCGCCCCGCUGGUCCCGCUGGUAGGCAGUGAGACGAGCGUGUUUGUGGGGCCCCUGCUGGGCGCGGGUACACCGGCGGUUGGAGUGGGGUUGGUCACAGCCGCGGGGGUAACGCGGGUGGUGAGUACGCCGGCGGCGAACGCGACGCUCUGUAGAAUUUCGUAUCUGGCAGUGAAUGUGGGGUAG
Messenger RNA from Morchella sextelata, 423 nucleotides. RefSeq lists its product as uncharacterized. The transcript is spliced from 2 exons. The record is from RefSeq and is a predicted model, not a curated record. Lineage: Eukaryota; Fungi; Ascomycota; Pezizomycetes; Pezizales; Morchellaceae. Bases 1 to 423 code for a protein of 140 amino acids.